AUGGACAAGUGGCGCUAUUAUGCCACUGAGCCGAACAGUCAGAGCAGAGUGAUGGAGACCGGCUUGGUGGUGCUCCUGAUAUUCUUCAGAAAUGUCCACCGUCGUGUCCCACACAUUUUCUGCAUUAUUAUUGGUUACUCCCAUGUUCGGAGCAUCAUAGCAGACUCAUGGUGGGGGAAGUUCCACACCAUCAUCACUUCCAUGAUCUGCUUGUUCAUGGGUCAUGUGCUACUGCUUCUGGGUGCAUUUCCACAUGUAGGGGGCAGCAGUGUACACACUGGUCUGUCCAUGCUUGGCCUCGUCCUCAUCACUUUUGGGACUGGAGGAAUCAAGCCUUGUUUAACAGCGUUUGGUGGCGACCAGUUUGAGGAAGAGCAUCAGAAGGAGAGAGAACGUUUGUGUUGGACCUUCACCACACCAUUUAUCAGAGGAGACCUUCAGUGUUUUGGAGGUGACUGCUAUGCACUAGUGUUUGGAAUCGAUGCAGCAUUGAUGGUCUUAGCUUUGGGGACGUUUAUUUCAGAGCUUUUCAUUGGUGGCAGUAAAUCAUAUAGAAGGUUACCACCAGGAGGAAAUGAUCUGAAGAAAGUCUGCAAGUGUAUUGGGGAGAGACUCGAGUGAAGCCGUGACAAAGGCUAAACCCCCGGAUGAACCGGCGAUAAAGUUUGCAAAGCCCAGGAAGUGCUGAAGCUCCUUCUCGACGUCAGAGAGACGGCCAGUCCCGAACUGUCCUCACCUUUCUCUUAACCACUUGCCCCCCUCCUGCAUCUGCACAAGGUUAUACGCUCCUUAAGUCCAACUUUGUGAAUAUCCUCACGUAAAUCCUCCAAGACGGCCGGGACCACAGGAAGUGGGUAUGAAAGUAGUGCGAUCUGAGCGUUUAAGUUCCUAUAGCAGUGCAGGGCCGUAGACCGCCGUCCUUCUUCUGGUUUGGACGGCUAGUUCUUGGGCCCCUCUCUCUCGGCGAAGUUGGAGUUGGUUGAGUCAUGUUUGGAAGAUGAAGUUCCCCGUGGAGCCGGAGUCGACUAAGGCAAAGACCGAGAUAGAGAAAGUGGGGGUUAUGAGAGUAACAGCCAGUUUUGACAGUUGUGAAAUGUCAAUGGAAACUCUACGGAACUCACUGCUGGGCGUGGUGGUCGAGCGGGACACCUGGUGAUAUGAAGUCCACGAUUAGCGCAAUAGAGGCACCUGCCGGUUGGCAGGCAUCGGCCCCUCUCCCUCCUUGACAGUCUCUGGGAACCCACCUGCAUCGGUUUGGGUUCGGGAGCCAACGGAUGAACAAGAGCGGGGCCAUGCUCAGGUUCCGAAG
Silurus meridionalis is the source of this 1309-nucleotide messenger RNA. Its product is annotated as solute carrier family 15 member 2-like. Bases 1 to 621 code for a protein of 206 amino acids. The record is from RefSeq and is a predicted model, not a curated record. Gene Ontology annotation, molecular function: dipeptide transmembrane transporter activity. Gene Ontology annotation, cellular component: membrane. NCBI's taxonomy places the organism in Eukaryota, Metazoa, Chordata, Actinopteri, Siluriformes, Siluridae. Gene Ontology annotation, biological process: transmembrane transport. The transcript is spliced from 9 exons.